Molecule: messenger RNA, 14818 nt
Organism: Varanus komodoensis (Komodo dragon)
Lineage: Eukaryota; Metazoa; Chordata; Lepidosauria; Squamata; Varanidae
Gene: SLC5A3
Product: solute carrier family 5 member 3
Exons: 2
Coding region: 404-2542 (712 amino acids)
Biological process (GO): transmembrane transport; myo-inositol transport; inositol metabolic process
Cellular component (GO): plasma membrane
Molecular function (GO): D-glucose:sodium symporter activity
Source: RefSeq, a predicted model, not a curated record
AUUUAGUCUCCGCUUUCUUCGUCUCACGGGGGAACUCUCCCGAGCGACUCCUCUUUCUUCAGAGAUGCCCCGCUAUGAGCUGGCUUUGAUCCUCAAAGCUAUGCAGAGGGGUUGGUACAGUAGGCCUCACUAGACUUAGCUGCAACUAAGAAUUUCUCCUACAUCAAGUUAAUGGUGAUGCUCUUGUGGAUUGGUGAAUAAAAGUGCGCACUAAGUAUUUAAGAAGCGGAGAAAACAAAUUUUGUCUUUUCAAAGUUGUACCACAACCACUACCAUCAAGACAGCAAACCAAUGGACAAAGAAUUUGAUCCACAGUGUUUGUAAAACUAAGCUGAUUUGUUUUACUAAGGCUUGAGGUCUGUGACCUGGACGUCAGCAUUUGGAAGUUACUUUGUUUACAAAAAUGAGGGCAGCUUUGGAAGCAGCAGACAUUGCCAUUGUGGCACUGUAUUUUGUGCUUGUGCUAUGCAUAGGCUUUUUUGCCAUGUGGAAAUACAAUCGAAGCACUGUAAGUGGGUACUUCCUGGCAGGGCGAUCUAUGACAUGGGUAGCAAUUGGCGCUUCCUUGUUUGUGAGCAACAUCGGGAGUGAACACUUCAUUGGGCUUGCAGGAUCUGGAGCAGCAAGUGGAUUUGCCGUGGGGGCAUGGGAGUUCAAUGCCUUAAUGCUUUUGCAGCUCUUAGGAUGGAUUUUUGUUCCAGUCUACAUACGAUCUGGAAUAUACACCAUGCCCGGUUACUUAUCCAAACGUUUUGGAGGGCAUAGAAUUCAAGUUUACUUUGCAGUAUUGUCUCUAAUUCUGUAUAUCUUCACCAAACUUUCAGUAGACUUGUAUUCAGGUGCAUUGUUCAUUCAAGAAUCAUUGGGCUGGAAUAUUUAUUUGUCAGUUAUACUGUUGAUUGGAAUGACUGCAUUGCUCACAGUGACUGGGGGUCUUGUGGCUGUCAUCUACACAGACACAGUUCAAGCUUUGCUUAUGAUUAUUGGUGCCUUCACGCUUAUGAUCAUAAGUCUUGUAGAAGUUGGUGGCUUUGAAGAGGUUAAAAGAAGGUACAUGUUGGCAAAACCAAAUAUAACAUCAAUCCUGCUGACAUACAACCUUUCCAACACUAACUCCUGUCAUGUUGACCCAAAGCCUGAUUCACUGAGAAUGUUGCGUGAACCAACCGAUGAAGAUAUUCCUUGGCCUGGUUUUCUUUUGGGACAAACUCCAGCUUCUGUAUGGUACUGGUGUGCAGAUCAAGUCAUUGUUCAGAGAGUUUUAGCAGCAAAAAAUAUUGCUCAUGCCAAAGGAGCCACUUUAAUGGCAGGGUUCUUAAAGCUUUUGCCUAUGUUCUUUAUAGUUGUUCCAGGAAUGAUUUCACGAAUCCUGUUUGCGGAUGAUAUUGCAUGUAUCAAUCCAGAACAUUGUUUGCAAGUUUGCGGAAGCAGAGCUGGAUGCUCUAACAUUGCCUAUCCACGUUUGGUAAUGAAGCUUGUUCCUGUUGGCCUGCGAGGCCUUAUGAUGGCUGUGAUGAUUGCCGCUCUCAUGAGUGAUUUGGAUUCUAUAUUCAAUAGUGCUAGUACCAUAUUCACUCUCGAUAUCUACAAGCUCCUCAUACGGAAGAAUGCAUCAUCUAGAGAACUGAUGGUUGUCGGAAGAGUCUUUGUCUUUUUCAUGGUGGUAAUAAGCAUAGCUUGGGUCCCAAUAAUAGUGGAAAUGCAAGGGGGCCAAAUGUAUCUAUAUAUACAAGAGGUGGCAGACUAUUUGACUCCACCAGUGGCUGCUAUAUUUCUCUUGGGGGUGUUUUGGAAGCGUUGCAAUGAGCAAGGAGCCUUCUGCGGUGGAAUGGCUGGAUUUGCUUUGGGAGCCAUACGACUGGUACUGGCGUUUAUAUAUCGUGUCCCUGAAUGUAACCAGCCAGACACUAGGCCGUUCUUCAUCAGAAGUGUCCAUUACAUGUAUGUUGCUACAGCACUAUUUUGGAUCACUGGAAUUGUGACUGUGAUUGUAAGUUUAAUUACUCCACCACCUUCAAAGGAACAGAUUAGGACCACAACAUUCUGGUUUAUGAAGAACAGGAAUGUAAAAGAAAGCACAUCAGCAGGCAGUUCAUUCAAAGCACAAGAGAAGACCAUCUUAAAAUACAGUGAAACUCCUAACACUGUAUCUUCAAAUGGAAAAUCUGAUGAAAAUGUUAAAAAUGAUCAGCCUGAAAAUGUCAAUCUUCUAAUUACUUGCAGAGAUGACAGCAAUCCAGUGAUUUCUAUGAGUAACUCUGAAGUUGAAACACCAGUUGAUUGCUAUUCCAAUGGACAGGCAGCCCUUAUGGGUAGAAAGAAGACUGAGGAGGAAACUGAUAAACACUGGAAAUUCAUAGAUUGGUUCUGUGGGUUUAAAAGCAAAAACAUGAACAGUAGAGUCAUCCAGGAUAAGAGGGAAGAAGAGAAUAUUUGUCUACAAAUGCUGGAAGAGACUCCAAAAGUUAAAUUGCUACUAAAUAUUGGACUAUUCUGUGUGUGCUCCCUUGGAAUAUUCAUGUUUGUUUAUUUCUCUUUGUGAACAAAUCAUGAAUCUUAAAGUAUGGUCAAACUUAUAGAAGUGGAAAUGCAGGUUCUUGGAAAAAUAUUUAUAUAUAAAUAUGUGUCUGUUUAUGUCUUACAUCUCAGGCAUACUUUACGCUGUUAUUGUCAGCCAAAUUCUUUCUCAACCUAAUUUGAAAAUCAUUAGACUUCUUAUAGCAUUUCUGCUUAAACACAGAAUGUCUGUGGAAUUUAGUAUAGUACUGAAGGUUGGGUUUUAGUAUACCAAAGUAAGAAAUGAGUAUGUUAAAAGUGAAAUACUACAGUGCUCUGUCAAAAGUCCAGCAAAAGGUAAAUGAUCUUAAAGUUAGAAUACUAACACUUUAAAUGCUUUAAAUUAUUAUAAAGUGUUUGAGUGUGAGAAGAUACUAUAUUCAGAGUUACCCUGAUAAAAUAACUGCCCCUGAUUCUCUCUCCCCACGGAUACUUUGAACUGAUGUUUGAAGAAUGUUCCUACCACAAACCCAGUUUUUACCAGACUCCAGGUAUUUUAACUGGCCUGAAAUCUUUUACUUCUUAAAAAUACAUCUGUCUUUUUACUUUUUUAGAUAAAACCAAAUAUUUUAAACAGCAAUUUUUUGCUUGCUAUCUGUUGUAAGAAGACUGCCAAUAGCAAUGAGUGCAUCUAUAAAAUGCAAAAACAAAAAGGAUGCAGUCAAAGCUAUGCAGGAAGAAUAAUCUUGAUGCUGGGAAGUUUGACCUAUAUUCUCUUCAUGAAAGUGUAUCAAAAUGCAUCAUAAAUGUAUAUCUUAUACAUCUGGUAUGUUUUUAAUUUUGUCCAUUAAAAUGUGGAAGAUGACAAUGAGCUAGCCUGCACAUAAUGGUAACCCACAGCCUCUGGUUUGUCUCUCAGUGAGAAAGAAUCCAUGGUUUGUUCUUGUUUUCCUUCUGUAACUUGUUGGGAGGAAACAAGCUGGAGGUCCUGGUUUUCAAGUAACACAAAACAAAUAAUUGAUGGAAGGUGUGUGGGUUUUUUUAGCUACUUCAGUCUCUAGUGGAAGAGAUUGGACAGUGUGCUGGUGCAUUCACAAAAAUCUACAAUGUUUAAAAUGGUUUUUGUUAUGUGCAAACAAGGCCAGUAAUCCCCCACGGUAAGAGGAGAGAACUAAGCAUGCUCUUCACAAAAUCAGUCUCUAUAGAAUUUGUAUGAGUUGGGUAACAAUUUGUCUAAAACUGUUCUGAUAGGGAAGUAACAAAUAGCACAAGUUGUACUGGAAUUAUGGAAAAUAGAAUACUGUAACCCUUUUCAUAUUCUUUUAUGUGGGUUUAUUUUUGUUGGGGGUAGGUGGGAAGGGGGGAGAAUGAAAAUUAUAGCUUUUUCUAGAAAAACAAAUAAUUUCUGGUUCCAAGAUGUGUGUGGUCUUUCAUGUUGAAGCUGCAUGUCUCCUAUGGAUGUGGUGAGAAGUGUAGUAGAAUGAAUAAUGCUAUGUUUACUAAAGCAGAAUAUUGGAGGAUAUGACAGAUAUUUAAACAGGUUUAACUCAGAGAAUGCUCAGACAUGAAUAUAAACCUCAGCAACUGUAUUAUUCAACUUCAGUAUAAAUGCAAGCAUUUUGGUCACAGUUUUUCUCUCACUAGCAUUUUGAUGAAGUUUGGAGAAAAAAUUCUGUUACCUUGGUAGCUGGAACUAUUGCAAUGGUGGAAAAAAAACCCUGUCCUCCUCUGCUCAAGUGCUUUGAAUGCUUAUGUAGCAGCGUGGAGGAUAGCAGAUGCACCUUGUUGCCUGAGCACAAGGUUUGGUAGAUGGCAGGACUCAUAGAAGUGGAAGGUGUCGAUUAAAAGCAAAUGUAGAGAACUCCUUAGCACUCUGCAAUGUCAUUCCUAAUUGAAACUGGUGGUAGCGGGCAGGAGGAUUACCCUGGUGUUGAGAAUUGCAAAUUAACAAGUUCAUUAAUAUAAUUUAGGGAUGAAGAACCUGCAGCCCUUCAGAUCUUAUUGGACAGCAACUUUCAUCAUCUCUGAUUAUUUCCAUGCUGACUCGGGCUGAUUGGCGUUUGAGUUCAGCAUCUGGAGAGCUACAGGAUUCCCACUCCUUUUGUCACUUUGUGGGGAUAAGUAAAGAGGGCUGGCAUCCCAUUGAAUAAAGGAAUACUUUUUCUUAUUGCUUAUAUACUCAUUUUCUUGUAAAUGCUGAGUCUGCAAGGGCUCAUAGCAGCUGACUAUAUACUUUGAAAAUCAAAUUAGGAAGAUAUUAAUACCAUUCUGUUCAUACUGCUCUGCAAUUUCUCCCAUAAUAUAAAUGGAACAACUUGCUCACUAAUGUUGCUAGAUGGUGGUGGAGUAUAUACUGCUGAUAUGUUCUUUUAAGCUUGUUAAAUGAUGUAAUUUUAAAAGCAGCCUUCUGUGUAAUGCACUGGAGAUGGCUUUUGUUAAUGGUAACAUAAAUUGAGAGCUUCUUUGUGCACUGGGCCAAAGGCCUACUCAAACUAGUGGCCUUCUCUGGCCAUAGGGAGUAUAUGAAACCAGCUUUGAUAUGUGGCUAUGUAUGAUCGCUGCUAUAUAGGGAGAGUGCUGCUUUUGCUGGCACUUGCAGAGAUGGCUGUGUUGAAUGAAUUGCCACCAGCAGUCAUGUGCAGGUGAGCUAGCUCAGGGAUCUGUUUGGCUCCCACCUUUCACUUCUCCUCAGAUGCCUUGUAUAGACUAAGCCAUGUUCCAGGCCUUACUGCCACAUUAAAAUAGCAAUGUGUAAUACUCCCUCUGUCCUAAACUUAAGUCACUUAAUAUUUAUGCAGUAUUAUGAAUGUAUAUGGCAAAGUUUAUUUUGGAUCUAUUUUAAAUGGUCUCUUAAUGCAAUAUAGCUAUAUUCCAAGUAACAAUGCAGUGUAUAAAUUCUUAGACAUUAGACAAUUUCACAGUUUAAAUAAUAAUGGAAAACUUUGCUAAAGCCCAUAUAAAAAUAUACCUGCCAGUUUACCCUGUUGGGGGGUGGGGUCUUUAUUUUUUUCUUCUUUGCCCUAAUAUUUGUACAUGGUUUGUGUAGCCUACAAUAUUAUCUAUCAUGUUUAGAUUGCUAUUCAAUAACUUUUAAUGCUUUCUUGGCAUAUGCUUACCUGUCCUUGCUUCUGGGCUCUCCUGCUAGGUUUGCCAUGUUCCAAAACAGAAACUCUGCCUGUCACAUUAAAGAUACCAAAGGCAGUGAGUGCAAGGCAGCAUUUAUUGCUCAGUUCUGCCUCCAGUGGGGAAAACUAGUCCUGGUUAUCACAUUCCUUUGGAAGAGAUGGGGUGAGUGAAGAGGCAGUUUGAACUCUGGGGUGAAAUGUGCUGUUGUUUACCCUUCUUGCUGUAGCUUAACUCUUAGGCCAUGUUCAGAUGAUCAUCAAAAUAAAGGACAUUAUCAACCUAAGUUCUUCAUUGUGGCCUCUGUGCAUCACACAUUAUGGGUGCUGCGCCUGCGUAGUGCCUGUUGCCGGGAAGAUUAAAUAGCUAUAAUGGUCUCCGGUGGGAACUCUGCACCCUCCCCCGUAGUAUAAAUGGGCGGAGUGCCUGCCAUUUCCCCAGUCUUUUUGCGACCGCUGUUUGCUGUGCCUCGAGCCUUUCGCUUGUCUCUUGUAGCUAUAUUCUGAUAAAGUUUUACUGUUAUUCUCUUGACUUUACAAUCUUUUUUCAAUUCCUUUAUCCAAGUUAUAACCCAUCCAAUUCCUCCCCCCCGUUUACAUCGUUUUUCCUCCCUUCCCGUUUUCCCCUUCCCCUAUGCCUUCUGUUGUUCUUCUUCUUGUUAAUUCUUCUGUCAUUUGGUGUUUUUCCUCUCUCUUUGAUGGUGCAACAAGUGGCUUUCUGCAAGUGUUCGCAGUGUGGGGCUAAAAUGUCUCCCACUGACCCACAUGACUUGUACCUUCUAUGCUUGGGAGAAGGUCACAGGACUGAUAAGUGCAGCCAUUGCCAGACCUUUACCAGACAGGCCCGCAAGAACCGGGAAAACUAUCUGUGGAAGAUGCUCUGGGACCAGGCUUUGGUCACCAUGAAAAAGGUCUUGGAGGAGACCAUCGCGGCAGGUCUAUAUAAGGCCGCUCCUCCUUGUCCAUCUGAAGGAAAUGCGACAUCGAAGGAGGGAAAGCGCUCCUCUCACUCUCCUCACUGCAAGCAGAGGGAGAAGAGGAAGCAUGUCAGAUCCGACGAGUCCUCUGCAUCCAAAAGACCUAGGAAGGACAAGCCCAACAAAGUGGAGCAGAGGCACAAAAAGCAUCCCAAGGUGCCUCACUAGAAAUCAGUGUCCACUGCCCCUUCAGUACUGAUCGCUGCCUGCAUCCCAGCUCUGAUUGAACCCACCAUUCAAUUGGUCAUGAAAGUGACUCCACCGGUCAUGAAAGUGACUCUACUGCGCAGUGUCAUCUUGGCUCCAUCUAGUCCUGAUUGUUCUGACCCUGUUGCUAGAGGGUCUAUGUCGGAUGGUGAAAUCUGAAAAUCUCUGCCUCGGUCACUCACUGACCUGCUACCUGUCCAUUCUCCAACACUGAUGCCAACAUCUCCAGAGAGAUCUCCGAGGGCUUCUCAACGCCCAGCCUCCCUGCCACAGGUCCCAGUUCAGCCUUCCAAAUAUUGGGUCCCUUACCAUACAAGUAGUUCGAUCCAUCUUGGUCCUAUACAUGGGACUAUUAUCCUCCCUAUGGUUAUUACCUGAGGUCUCCAAUCCAUCCUCCUCAUUCCACCCCCUCAUUCAGUGUUGAGGGACGCUCCAUCGACCUCUGCAGCUGCUCUUUCCCGACCUGCGCCUUCAUCCUGGGUCUUCCAUACCACUCAGAUCCCAAUUCAGACGACUCUCAACAGGCUUCAAUGUCUUCAGAUGCCGUGAUCUCAACCCAGGGUCUGGACUCCCCUGGAGAUUCGCAUGGCAACUUCACGGAGCUGCUCUCUAGGAUGACAAAGUCGUUGGAGAUUGAUAUCCAACAUCGCAUCGACUCAAAUCAAGAUAACAUCUAUGACAUCAUCAGUAAAGAGGACUCAUCCUCCAUUGCUCUGCCCUUCAUUACAUCUCUGAGGCAAGUGAUGAUGGAUACAUGGCAGCUCCCCAAUCAGCCGCAUUCGAUGUCCAGGCGACUUGAGUCAAUGUACAAGGUUCGGAAACAAGAUAUCCCAUUCCUUCUUAAACAUCCCAAGCGAAACCCUAUUGUCAUUGAGUCAUCCCAGGGUUAACAGAACAAAGAACACUCGACUCUGAUGCACAAGGAAGGCAGAAAGAGCGACAUGAUAUCUCUUCAUAUCUAUGCUGCUAUAGGACUCAGUCUUCAUAUCUUCAAUUACGAAGGCACCGUGGCGAGGUACCAAUAUUUCCUCAUGCAGAAGAUCGAGUCCCUCAUCUCUAAUCUCACAGACCAACAUAGGGAGCUUGCCUGCAUGUUCACCCGCGAGGCUAUGCAGCUUUCCAUCCAGCAGCUCAAUACGGUGAGACAUCAUGUUGAUUGCAACUCUAGGGCUCUUGUUGCUGCUGUUGCCCUUCGUUGCCUUGCCUGGUUACACUCAGGUAACCUACCAGAUGAGACUAAGUGGCAUGUGAAGAACAUGCCCUUUGAAGGCUCCAGGCUCUUCCAUGCUAAAACUGACAACAAGCUGGAGAAUAUUCACAAGGCUCGCUGUAUGGAGAAGUUGUCACAGCACUGAUGUAAGUGGCUGUGGCCUUGUUCUCAAUACCACUACCAACCUUACCAAAAGUGCAGGACGCCAACAGUUCCAACAGUGUCAACAAAGGAACCGAAGGUAGAAUGCGCCGCGGUACCAACAAGCUCAUCGCUGUCCCGACACCGACAAACGCCAUCGUUGACAGGAUGCACAAACCUCUCCUUGAUCCUUUCAACCUAGCUUCCCCUCUUCCCUUUGGGGAAUGGCUGCAAAGCUGACUCCCCAUCUGGGAGUCCAUCACAUCUGAUAGGUGGGUACUUGCCAUCAUAGAGCACGGAUACAAAAUUGAGUUUGACACUGUGCCACUUCCUGGACUGAUCUGAUACACAGCUGCCUCCUUCUAGAUGAAGUUUCCCAGCUGCUUCAUAAAGGAGCGAUUCAAAAACUGCACCACUCUGAAGGCCUGCACAGUUUCUACUCCAGGUACUUUACGGUAGUGAAAAGGAAUGGUGGUCUACACCCGAUAUUGGACUUACAUGGUGUUAACAAAAACAUCAAAACCAAAAAAUUCAGAAUGACCACACUCCAAUAUCCUUCCGUUGCUCAGGAAAAAGAAUUGGUUCACAUCCUUAGACUUGAAGGAUGCUUAUUUCCACAUGAGCAUACAUCCUGCUCACAGACGUCUCCUCUACUUCACCGUUGGUACCAACAUAUUUGAAUACAAUGUACUCCCCUUCAGUCUCGCAGCUGCUCUGAGAGUUUUCACCAAGUGUGUGGCUCCUGUAUGUGCCCAUCUUUGGCUUCAGGAUAUUCAUAUUUACCCUUACCUCGAUGACUGGCUUAUCGUCUCCUCUUCCAGGGAUGGCCUUCUAGCCUCCAUCGAUACAGCCUGCUCCCUCCUUGACCAACUUGGACUAUGCAUUAAUGUUGAAAAAUCAUGUCUCAUUCUUUCCCAGGUCAUCAACUUUGGAGCUCAUCUUGACUUGCUACACACCCGAGCCUUUCUUCCUUGUGACCGAAAAGACAGACUACUUAUGUCUAUCCAAAGGAUUACUGCCUAACAGACUGUUCCAGCAUUAUCCAUAUAGAAACUGUUUGAACAUCUAUGGUUUAUGUAGUACCAAAUGCCAGACUGCAGAUGAGGCCCUUACAACUUUGGUUCAGCCACACCUUCCAUCCACAAUGCAACUGACCACACCAACUACUUCAGCCGGCGCUCUCAGUUCUUCACACCCAGUCUUGGUGGAUAAUAGAUACCAACCUUUCUUUUGGAGUCCCAUUCCAUCCACUGCAGUCGACUCUUAACUCUCUGUACCGAUGCUUCCCUGACUGGUUGGGAGCCCACUGUGCGGCCCUUCAGACGCAGGGUGCCUGACGUGACCACGAGACUACCAGACACAUCAGCUAUGUGGAACUGUUGGCGGUCUUCAAAGCCCUCUGUUCCUUCAAGAACAUCUUUCAGGACUGCAUCGUACAGAUUACAUUGGACAAUAUUGUGACUGUGUUCUAUAUAAACAAGCAAGGCAGUAUGAAGUCAGCCCCCUUGGCUCAUCUCACUCUCUGCCUCUGGAACUGGUACAUUGACUGCGAGAUCACUCCUCAGUCGGCUACUAUUGAGAACAUUUUGCAAUUUCUACUCCAUUACACCAAGGUCAACUUAAACCCUUGUCCAUUAAGAUGUACAUCGCAGCAAUCUCACAUCAUUGUGGCUCCUCUGUAUUCUCUCAUUUCCUUGUCUGUCGCUUCUUAAGAGGACUACAAAAUUUUGCCACCGAUCCUGUUGUCCUUCAAGCUCUCACUAAGCCUCCUUUUGAACCACUAGCCAUGACUGAUUUACACCUUCUCUCCUGGAAAACGGCUUUCCUAGUAGCUAUUACUUCAGCUAGAAGAGCUAGUGAGCUGUGUGCUCUACCUAUUGACCCUCCAUACCUGAACUUUCACAAAGAGAAAGCUGUUCUUCACACUGAUCCAACCUUUCUUCCCAAGGUCACUUCUGCUUUUCAUGUCAAUCAAGAUAUUGUCCUGCUGGCCUCCUUUCCUACACCUUCGACACCGAUUGAACACUUAUUGCAUAUGCUAGAUGUUUGGCAGCGCUUUGCUUUCUAUUGAUCCCAAACUGAGUCCUUUAGGAAAACCAAACGCCUGUUCAUCAAAUACUUGGAGCACAAUAAGGGAGUUCCUAUUACCACUCAAAGACUUUUGAAAUGGAUUGUGGAGACAACUGGAACUGUCUUACCAUCUCUCCAAAUCGGACCUACCGGUCGCUCCUAAAGGACAUUCUACAAGGGCUGUCGCGGCCUCUUCUGCCCUCUCUGCCAGCAUUCCCAUGUACGACAUUUGAAGGGUGGCUACAUGGUCUACUCUGUGUACCUUCAUGAGAAACUAUCACCUAGACAUCAGGGCCUGGCAGGACUGUUCUUUCAGCCGUGCAGUUCUCUUUUCCAUUCUUCAGUGAUGAAGAUGAAACUGUCCCACAUCUGGGUGUGAUAAAGCUUACUAAUCACCCAUAAUAUGUGAUGCACAUAGGCCUUGAUGAAGAAAGGCAGGUUACUUACCUGUAACCGUUGUUCUUUGAGUGGCCAUCUGUGCAGUCACACAACCCGCCCACUGGCUCCACUUGGUGUCGGUGACUGGGUUUACAAAUAACCUUAUUUUUUUUAUAUACAUCUGAUAAUGAUAGCUGUGUACACAUGUCCACAUAUGUGUAUACCUAUUCUGAUGAUUCUGACAGCUAAUUUCUGUCUUUGAUGCUUCCUGUCAAAUUCAAUUUUACUUAUCUUCACCUGGGGGCAAACGGGCAGUCUUCAGGAGACUGGGGAAAUGGCGGGCACUCCUCCCAUUUAUACUAUGGGGGGUGGGAGGGUGCGGAGUUCCUGCCAAAAACUGUUAAAGCUGUUUAAUCUUCCCUGCAACAGGCACUGUGCAGGCGCAGCACCCAUAAUGUGUGAAAGCACAGAUGGCCACUCGAACGACGGUUACAGGUAAGAAACCUGCAUUUUUCAUAUCUACCAUUGGUCACAGAAGACCACAGUUUGCAUUUGUACCUUACACAGGACUGCAGAUGGUUCUAAAUUUUUCUCUUAGAAAAAUUUUUCUCUUUACAUAGAAAAAUGUAAGAGGAAAUGUAAGAGGCUGUCAAUGUUUUCGCUGAUUAUCUGAACUGGACUUUUGAGUGACUGGCUGUUUCUCUGGGCUAGAACCUGGCAGCUUUAUUGCUGGUGUUUUAUCUCUUGAUGGAAGAUAUUCUAAGUGUAAAUUUACAUGAUGUAACCUCUUCAUUUAGUCCUUCUAUAGUUGCAAGAACCAUAAUUAGGAGUACAAUCCUGUGCAUGUUCGAGUAGAGACUUCUACAACUCCUGGAAUAUUCUAGCCAGAAUGGCUGAUUAGGGCAUGCUUGGGAGUUGGAUUAACUCUGUCUAAAGAUGCAUAGGACUGCACUCUUAAUUGGAGUUUCUGUAUACUUUUACUAUUAACAUUCCUUUUAGGAUAUUUUAUAAUUAGGCUGUCAAGUUCAGAGUAAGAAUAAAUGUUUAAUAGCUUGUUACAGUGCCUUUAAGUAGCAAAAUAUAACCUUGCUAGGUUAGUGCAUCUCAUCUGUGAUGAAAAUACUUAUUACCUGCUGAGUCUUUACAUUUCUACCUAUGUUAUGAGGGUACAUUUUUUAAAAUAUUCUCUUACCUGUCUUUCUAGUUUUAAAGACUAGACAUUAUUGAAAAUUGCAAGUUGUAGUGUAAGUAAAUACCUGUUGUGUGGUAAUUUGCUUUGCUUUAAAAGAAGACAUAGCAAAUAGAACAAUUGAUCUCUAAAGAUAUAGUGUGUGUAUGUAUUUCUAUGCCUCUGCAUGUUAUAUUAUUUAGCCCUCUGCUAUGUAAGUAUAAUUAGCAAUGCUAAGGAUAACUAAAAGAAAAAUUACCCUAAAAAUAAAUUUUUCAGUGAAUCACAGACUCCUUGAAACCUAAUUAGAGCAGCUAGAAGUGGACCCUGUUGCCAGUUGUACUAAGUGGAAAUUAUCUUAAUAGCAUUUUCUGUUAAUACAAAUUAGCAUUCUUAAACUUGGAAACCACUAUAAAAACUUCUGCUCGUUCUAAUUAAUCUGGUCACUGAGCAGAAUUUCAACAUCUAUGAUCUGUGUGCCAGAAAUUGUUUUUGUUGUAUUUCAUGAAUAUGCUUCUUAUCAUCCUUGUGGUUUGUAGUGUAGACAGAAGGGAUUUUUGUCAGCUGUAGUAUUACUGAGUUGGGUGUGUGGCUGACAGAACUGCAAAGGAACUAUUUCCCAUAGACUGCCAUUAGUUCAUAAGACCAACGCUUUUGGCCUCUCAGAAGCCACAGCCUAGAUAUGGGACCAUGCAAGCAUUCCAAUUAUACACCUAGUCAAUUGUGUGAGCAGUCCUUCUGGGUUUCUGUGGGAAUUCAUUACCUUGCAUGUCAACACUUAAUCAAGCCCUACUUCAGACUUCCAUAUUUUUUCUUAGAGUGGUUUUAAAAAUAUAUUUGCUUAUUUAAGCAAGCAGAAGCUUUGUCUAAAGAAAGCUGGUUGAGGGCUUUAUUUUUGCACUGUAUUCAGGGAAAACAGCUUCUGUUCUGGCAAGUUUCUUACUCCCUUUGUUGCCAAAGGAUUCUUCCUCCUUGCUGCUUUGCUGCCCAGAGAUGAUGGAAGGCUAAGACUUGAGUCCCGUUGGACUCAAGUGUUAAUUUAAAUUACAUUGCACUAGCAUAAGGGAAUGUGUUCUAUGGAGUUCAGUGGAACUUACUUCCAAGGUAAAAAUGGAUAGGGCUCCAGUCUGAUGGCAGUAUCCAAGCUAACAUGUGUGUUAACAUAAACCUUGCACUAGCAUUAGGGACCUCUAGUGUAACACCAAUAGCAUUAGUUGGUGUGAUGGACCUUGAAGAUUUUCCUAUUGAUACUGUGCAUAAGGUGGUGCAGUUUGUCAGUGCUGGUAUCAUCCUGGUUACUGCUAUAAGACUGCAGUCCUAUCCAUUCUUACCUCAGGAGCAAGUUUCACUGAACUCCGUAAGACUUACUUCCUAAUAGAUCUGCAUAGGAUUGUGCUGUUCAUGUGUUUCCUUUCUCCUACUGUCAUUCCAAAAAUCUCAGCAUGGUACUUAUAGUGUGCCUCAUAAGUCACAAUGCUAGCAUAAAAUACCUUCAUAAAAGAAGAAAGGGAUGGGAAGUAGGCUAUCAUUUACUGACAAAAUACUUUUAGACAGAAACAAACUGUGCUUGUGUUAAAUUUUACAGCUUUAUUUUUAAAAUCUUUUUGUUAAGUAAAUUAUGAUGUAAUGGCGUGUGUGUGUGAGUGAUUUUCCCCAUAAAAUAUACAUAUUAAAUUCACAAAUCUAGUUUUUUAAGAACAUUUAAAAUAUGGUGAUGUAUUUAAAAUGCAGAUAUUCAUUGUUUGUCCAGUAUACUGAAUGUUAUGUGCCCUUAAAAGUAAGUGUUUUGAAAAAUAAAGCUUAUGUUGUUACAUGUGAUGUUCUAAAUCAAAGGUGUAUGAAAUACUUAAAGGUUCUUUUUAAAUAAAUUGUGUAUAACUCAGUGGUUUUCAAUGUGUUUUUAAUUAGCUUUAGGGUAAAGUAGUUCUAGAACAUUAAUAUAUAUAUAAUUAGGAUUUCUAAUUUCACUGUGAGAUCUUUAAACUCUUGUUGGCAAAAUAGCUUUUUUUUCUUACAGAACAGUUUCUGGGGAUGUUGGUUUAAAAGCUAAUGCUUUAUUUUUGUUCUGAUUGUAUCAAAUAUAAAAUAUUAUGUAGUGACAUCUGGUACACUACUUUUCCAUAGCAUUUAUCAGCUUCACUGGGCAAAGUCAGACACUGAGCAAAGAUGGUAAUGACAUAUGACAAUACUAAGUGUCUAUGAAUAAGUGCUUUUAAAUGAGGUGGAUAUAAAAAUAGUUGCUGUGCAAAAAAAUUAGUAGUCUUCUUCAAGAAGAAAGCAAAUUCUUUUGUAAUGCUACAGACAAAUGUUUUUGUUCAUUUUCUUAAUAUUAAGUACAGUGUCGAUUUGAUGCUGCUUUUUCCUUGUACCUGUUUGAUAUAUAAGUAUUACUUUCUUUUAGAUUUGUGAAGUGUCCAGUUUUGCUCCCAUUGUAUUUUUUUGCAGCUUUUAUGUAAAUUAGAAGUCUCAAAAUUUCUUCGUUGUUGUUUUUUAAGAGACAUUAAAACAUUUUGCAUACCAAAAACACAUCAUACUGUACAGCAAGUCAAGUCUUUAAACUCCACCCAAACUUGUGAACAAAAAAUAAACAAGCAUACACAUGUGAUGAUGGACCUACUUGGUUCCAGAGUUUAAGUUUUUUUAAAUGUCCGUGAACUAAAAACAGGACACCUGGUUUUGAACUUCCUGUAGUGCUAUAUACAGAUCUAGAAGUGUUAAGAAAAUGACUAUGUCUUAAUUGCUAGCAUCCACAAACACAAAUCUGGUAUGGUUUGAUUAUAUGGAUUAUUGCUAAUAUUAUGAAAUUCUGAUACAAAACUCAGUUCUCAUUGCUAGCCCUGUAUAUAUUGUUUGUUGUAUACUGUGUUACAUUUUUUCCCUCCUGAAUUAGUUCUCAAAAUUAAACUCUUAUUAGAGUAUUUGGAUAAUUAAAACUGUAUUUCUUGCAGUUUACAUUCCUUUUGAAUAAUAGAAUUUUGUCCUGUCAGAGUUAUUGUAUGGAAAUGUUUAACUUCUGCACAAAGUUUAAAUAAAAGUACCAAAAAACCUA